CUUAAAACAAAACAGUAACUGCAGCAACAAUGACAGACCCGGUGACCCAAGAGUCCUACCCUGUCCCAGACCCGACUAUUGUGGAUCCCUGCCCGGCCACGGUGCGGAACGGCCAGUGCGCCCCGGAUGGCUUCACCAACAACCAUCACCAGCAAGCCAAACGCCCCAGCCAGUCAGAGACGUUCACCGCGGGCCAGGAGAUGAAAAUCACAGACAGUGUGGAGGGAGAAGGUCUCCUCGAGAGCAGCAUGCGUCUGAAGCCCCACGAGGCUCAGAGCUACAGGAAGAAGGCACUCUGGGUCUCCUGGGUUUCCAUCGUGGUCACACUCAUACUGGCGGUGGCAGCUUUCACUGUAUCAUUUAUGAGACACAGCGCGUCAGCCUUUGGAUUUGCCUUUGAUGCUACGCUGGACGUCCUGUCAUCAGUCAUUGUCCUUUGGCGCUACAGCAAUGCAGCAGCUGUGCACUCUGCACACAGAGAGUAUAUAGCGUGUGUAGUCCUUGGGGUUGUGUUCGUUCUCUCCUCCCUGUGUAUUAUUGGAAAGGCCAUCCAUGAUCUGGCUACCAGGGUGCCCCCGGAAGUGGAUGACUUUCUCUUCAGUGUGUCUAUAGUGAGUGGGCUCACGUGUGCUGUGCUGGCUGUGGCCAAGUUCAUGCUGGGAAGAGUGCUGACUAGCAGGGCACUUAUCACUGAUGGCUUUAACUCUUUGGUCGGUGCUAUUAUGGGAUUUUCCAUUCUGAUCAGCGCCGAAGUCUUCAAGCAUCACACUGAUGUGUGGUUUCUGGAUGGCACCAUUGGAGUUCUCAUUGGAUUCAUCAUUUUGGCAUAUGGCGUCAAACUCCUGAGGGACAUGGUGCCCCGUGUGAGACAGACGAGGAACUACGAACGCUUUGAGUGAGACACCUGUGUGUUGACCAGACGAGCAGGUUCACACACACACACACAAACACACAGACACACCGACAAACACCUGGCUGCCUCCUGCCCUCCGCCCUCUUCUCUCUGUCUUUCAAACACACUUUAAUCCACACUACCCCUGCACAUUCAGUACAUACAGACUCUAUACACCCAUGUUCUUAUACACAUGAAUAUAUACACACAUGCUGUAUAUACUGUACAUAGUACAUUCAGACAUAAACAAACACACAUGCAUGCACACACACACACAAACGCAGACGCCUGAGAGACUUUGAGGGGAAAGGACAUGAUUGAAGACCACCUCCUGGAAAGAUAACACUUCUCUUCUUCUACACCUAGAACAAGGAAAAGGCUCAAGAACUGAGACUACUGUCCACCAACUGGAGCUUUGGAACCUAGACAUACUGUACUUGCUGCUUAGAUAACAUUCAUAUCAUCACAGACUACAAUAUAAUCAUUUGUCCUUGUGGGUUCAGCUAUUGUUGUAAUGGGCAUAAUGGGGAUCAACAUGUAUUCAGUUCAGUUUAUUUAUAUAAUUCAUAACAAAAAUGAUCUCAUUGCACUUUUCAUAUAGAGCACGUCUAGGCCGUACUCUUUGUAAUAUUAUUUUCAGAGACCUAACAAUUCCCACAAAUGUGUUGUGUCUUCCUAUUGUAUCUCAAUUAAGAAUACAAACUUCAUGUUGAGCUGAGAGCUGCCUACUACUUUUUAAGUUAAAUUAAUAUAUACAAGCACACCUGUUCCUUUCCUAAUACAGCCAGAGAGGAGUUUGUGUCACUAGCCUCCUCCCUUCAACAGCAGCAGCCACUAUACAGAGUGGGAAGCAGAGAAAAGGGCACUCAGACAGAGAGCUCAUAAGCAGUACUGAGUCAGCAAACACUCCUGUCUCCAGAAGGUGAAAAGCAUCAGCGAACACGGUGAGGUCGGCCUCGAUCUAGAAACUCUACAACUAAAAGCAAACAGCAGUAAAGAGGACAGGAGACACUAAGGACAAACAUUUGCCAUACAAUGGCUAUAAACCUAAGUGCACAAGUCAUUUGAUCAGUUUAUAUUGCAUUGUGUAGCCUAUUGUAUUGUAUGUAAUGUAUCCAAGCACAAAUUAGCAAACCAUGCACUGGUGUUUGCUGCUGACAGUUUAGCACAGUGCCCAUUUAGACACAAUGGGUAACUAAAAACUAAGAAAUGAUUUGAGGGUAUUUAACUGCUCUAUCUGUAUCACAUGUUACAUUGCCAUAUAUUGUACAUAUCUUUUGAUUUUUUUACCAACCAUCAGUUAUUCACUGUAAUCCAUUAAGUAUCUUUUGUUUUUUACUUGAAAUUUGGAAAGUAAAGUUUUACCAGGCUUAACCACUUUUCAGACUUAAAGAAAUAAUAGAUGUAAAAGCACUAAACUCUGCAGGAAGGUUUCCUGUACAAAUUGCUAUGAUCAUGUUAUUUAUCAAUUUUUCUAACAAAGAUUUACUUUUAUUACUAUUUUUUUUAUUUUUUUCCUCGUUUUGACUGCAAAGUUCAUAUGGAAAGUUGGAUAAGACGAAGAUGAAACAAACCUAAGGUGAAACAAAGCAUAAUGAAACAGAAAAAGCAGCCUGUGGGAAUAUAAUUUUCAUUGCAUCGUUUUGCAAAGGCUGUUUUUCCUCCUGUGUCUGCUUACAUGCUUAUUAUCCAUUUAUUGUGCACGUUCCCAUCGUUAUUGUUCAUUAUUAUGUGCAAUGAAUGCAAUGUAAAUACAAACCACACAGUCUGUAAAUAUGUUUAUUACACUGUUUGGGUGCAUCAGUACAAAAAGUAACAAAUAUAGUCAUUGUACUUUAUGGCCGACAUAACAGGCUUUUUGGAGUAGACAGCAUAUAGUUCAAGUACAGGAUGAUCAAUGUUGCAUAUAAUUAAAAAUGUUUACUCUAUAGUGCUUAUACUGUAAAUGUUGUUUUCCAUAUUGCUGUAGAUUAUUGGUGAAAUUAAAUGACAAGUAUUACUGUAAGUUUUAGCACUGUAAAUGAAAAUCUGAGAUUGGAUGUAGGUGUCUGACAGCACUGUCCAAGGCCUCUAUAUCACUGAUGCACAGAAGCUGUCUAAAGCAAAUGAUUAUAUAUAUUAAGCAAAUGUCGAAACAGGACUAGCAACUGACCACAGCCCCAAUUUACCCACUGGCACAAAUUUCUAAAGAAACAAUGAUGAAUGGUGUGGAUGAUAGUGAGAGGAAUACCUUCGCUGUCACCCUCUUGCUGUAUAGUUGGAGGAAGAGCAGCACCUCAAAUUUAGAUUUCUUUAAUAAAAUCGCUUUUAUACAAAUUCAUUGAGAUUAAUCAAACUAGAAAUGAAAAGCUAUAAAUAAUUCAUAGAUGUGUCACUAACCUUGGUAUUGUUCACAUUAGUUUGUGGGCUGUAGUUGUGAAUCCAAAGUGCUUGUGAGCCCCCUUGUGGUAGGUGGCCACAUGACAGGAAUUUUAAUUAGUAUUCAGCACACUGGAUCCAAGGGAGAGAGUCUAAAUUUAUCCCACGCUGAAGACAGUUACAAAGCCUUGGACAGUGAUUCUGAAGGGGCCUAUAGUACAUCCACUCAACACUGUAAUUAUCGACUCAGAGUCAACACACUGGACAAGGUGCAAAUGUAUUGAUAUUAUCUUUAGUUCCAUUGUGUGAAGAAUAAGUAUUAGUUAUAAAAUGAAGGCGUGGAUGAGCUCACACUACUUCAACUCACCAACAGCACACUGAUUUGUAAUGCCCCCUCACCCCCUUCUCUUAUGCAUAGAAGACAAUCUUUACAAUCACUUUAACUAGCAAAGCACAGUGUUUACACGCUAAUGACCACCACAUAAGGCACAGAACAAACUCAUGAUAACUCAGUCUUAGUAACGGUAUCUUCACUAGCUCUGUGGCUCAUAUGGUUAACUAUAUUGUGUUUGGAUAAACUGGAAACCAUUUUGAUCUUGGCAACAGAAUCCUUUCUACCUCUCUUCGUUGCACUUUAGUCUUAUUUUCAUGCCACUUCUCUUGUGCACAUUCAUGCUACAGAAAAUUUAGGCCAGGUGCUGUGCCUGUCCCCCUUACACUCCUUAGAAGUCAGUGCUCUUUGAAGCUGUUGCUCUCUCUCUAAAUCACUGGGUAAGUGCAACAGCUGAAUACCAAAAACUAUAAAUAUGUUAACUGGAAUUCUAUGAUCACCAGAGUUGCAGUUGCAGUUCAUUCAUCUAUAAUGUGGUUUUUCCUCUGCACCAUGACAUUUUUCAACCCUCACGGUCCAUCUCGCUAAAAGACUGUCAGAGGUUUUUAAAGAAAUUAUCUCUGAACAUGUAUUACUUGUUUGCUCAAACAGGCAGGUGGGAUACUAUUUGACUCCAUUUCAUUGUUUCAUUGAAAUAGCUCAGAAACAUGUCCAGUUCUGCAGCUUGAUGAACUGUGCUAAAUCACUGAAAACAUGUGUCCACUCUAGGUGUACUUGUAUUGAACUGAUUUAUUCCCAUCGCCCCAUAAGAGGCAUCACACCAAUCAUUUCACUUAUUUUCACAAAAUUAUGAUAGCAAUACUAACCACUUCUCUGUUGCUCUAGGCUUUGCAUGGGCUUGUAAAAACCCUUACAGCUUCAGUGGUUACAGAUACAUUGCAGUCACACACACACACACAAACACACACACACACACACACACACACACACACACACAAAGCUUACAUGGAAAGAUGUAAAUGAAUUUCCAAUAAAUCUGACAAUGUAACAGCAUUAUUAUUUGUCUGUUUGUACAGUAAUGAUAACAGUGGUAUUACAGAUGCUGUAAACACAAUUUAUUUAUGUAAAAGAACUAUGAGGUAUUUCUUUGUCAAAGAGCAAAGUUUUAUUGAUUAAUAAAGUUUUAUCCUGCUUA
This is a messenger RNA of Micropterus salmoides (largemouth bass), 4776 nucleotides long. RefSeq names its product transmembrane protein 163a (gene tmem163a). The record is from RefSeq and is a predicted model, not a curated record. Gene Ontology annotation, cellular component: synaptic vesicle membrane. NCBI's taxonomy places the organism in Eukaryota, Metazoa, Chordata, Actinopteri, Centrarchiformes, Centrarchidae. The transcript has 8 exons. Bases 30 to 899 code for a protein of 289 amino acids. Gene Ontology annotation, molecular function: zinc ion binding.